Molecule: messenger RNA, 1817 nt
Organism: Meriones unguiculatus (Mongolian gerbil)
Lineage: Eukaryota; Metazoa; Chordata; Mammalia; Rodentia; Muridae
Product: protein FAM246C
Exons: 1
Coding region: 383-1084 (233 amino acids)
Source: RefSeq, a predicted model, not a curated record
GACAAGGAGAGGAGGUGAGGUGGGUUUUGAUUCCAGCCUUAGGAUGUCUGAGCUUUAGCAGCAAUACUAUUGCAGCUGCCUAGAGGCCAACCUAAGUCCCAUAUGGGGGGUCCCCAGCCAACAACAGGGUCCCUAGGGCUAAGUUUCAAAUAACCCAGCCUGCAGGUACAACCCUCCCCCAAGCCACGUCUCCCUGGAGCCCCAGCCACUCGGGAACUGGUCCUGCUGGGGUUCCCCCCAUGCCUGGUCGUUCCCGCAGACCUCCCAGGGGGCGCGUUCUCGUGGGUCCCGUGGGUCCCGUGGGUCCAGCGGUCGCUAGGCUGCAGGCUGGGGCCCUGGUCCUCUCGGCCGGGCUGGCAGAGAGUGGUGCAGGUGGCAGCGCAUGGCGGCAGUGCCCGGGCGCUCGUGGACUCAGGCGCGCAAUGCCUACGGCGCUAGAGAGGCGCUGAGGCGGGGCGUGGGCCGCCGGCCGGACCCGGGCUCGCAGCCCAACGGGCCGGUCCCCGAAGACGUCCGCGCCCCCGGCCGCCUGGCUCGGCUGCGUGGCCAGCUGCGGGCCGAGGCGGCGGCGCGGGCCGAGGCGCCUCGAAUGCUGCGGCUGGUGGAGCGCGCGGGCGCGCAGGCCGGGCCGGCGGGGGCCGGCGACAGGAGGGACGCGCGCAGCGGCGGCUCGGUGUGCUCGGUGUGCGGGGAGCCGCGCGGCGGCGCCACCUACCCCGCCGACGUCCUGGAGGUGAGCGAGCAGCGGCUGCAGGAGGGGCUGGCGGCCGUGCGCGCCGAGCUGGGCGCGGGGCUCGAGGCGCUGCGCGCGGAGCUGCGGGCCGAGCUGGACGCCCUGCGCGCCCUGCUGCCGCCGCCGCCGCCACCGCCGCCGCCACCGCCGCCGCCGCCCGUCCGCCGCGAGCCCCGCGGGCCCGCCCUGCUGCGGGCGCUCGGCACGGUGAACGCCUUGGUUUCGUCCUCGAGGGCCGCGGAGAACGGCUCCGACGCCCCCGCAGACGGCCUGGCGAACCGAGCCCCGGCCCGCAAGAACCACAAGAAGACUCCAGCGCCUCCAGCGGCUGCGCAAGGCAGCGGAGAUUGAGGAGCUCCGGCGACCCUGGCUGAUGGGCAGUCCUCCUCAGAUGCCGCCAGCUGACUCUGCCUAACUUAGUUUGAGCGGCUUCGCUUUAUGGGUGAUGGUCUGGGAUGUAGAGCCGCUUUUGGCCUUGGGGCUGGGGACGAGUCUGCGACUGGAGUGCGACUGCCUAAGAGGUGCAGCUGUCUGAAGCUAGGGAUCUGCAGCCUGGAGGCAAAUGGCUGCCUUUUUCUUCAAAGGCCUAGGGAGCAGUCAGGAUCCCCGCGCGCUAGAAUAACUGGGUAAUGCACUGGGUAAGACAUCAGGCACGUAGGCAGCUGAGACAGUGUCACUUCAAUAUACACCUCUACGUGGCGUGAACUGGGCAUCAAUUUGCUGGUCACCAUCUAGUCACUCUACCCUCCCACUGUGGUGUCAUGUUGUCAAGUAGCCCUUGGACUGAGACUCGGACAGUAACAAGAAGGACACUUCCCUCGGUCGCCCAACACCAGCUUCUCUUUAGAAACUAUUCCACCGGGUAGUAAGUCUCCAUUGUCAACGGGCCUGGCUUCAUUGCACUUGCUGUCUCUCACCAAAACCAGCCAACUCAGCGCUUCCUGCUGAGCCUGCUUCUCCGUAAGGACCGACCUCAGAAUCUCAGCCAGGGUCAUUUCAGUUGGGCACAGUAACCCCCUUUGUUGGUCACCCAGGUUGUUUGUAAAAUAAAAUGUAAUUUCUAGUAUAGGCGGCAAUUCUAAGA